This is a messenger RNA of Didymodactylos carnosus, 942 nucleotides long. NCBI's taxonomy places the organism in Eukaryota, Metazoa, Rotifera, Eurotatoria, Philodinida, Philodinidae. The record is from the annotation of a GenBank genome assembly.
AUGUCGUGUGGUUCUAUAACACCAAGGACAACAUCAACGACAGCAGUAGUUUCAUGUUCCACAGGCGAUUGUUGUUUCAAUAUUCUUCAAUUACCACCUGAAAUUUUAGCAAUCAUAUUUUCCAAGAGUUUUGGAAAACCAUCAUUUGAUCAGUUAUUAAAAUUUUCGACUGUAUGUAGUCAAAUUCGACAUUUAAUUACAAACGAGUGGUUUCUACAAAAAUAUUAUUUUUCGUUUUUCCAUAACGUUAUUAUUUGGUGUAGGUUUUCAAAUGAAUCAAUUGCUGGUGGCGGUAUUGAUUUUUUACAUAAUUCAGUUAAAACUAAUAUCGUUGGUGAUAAAGGAAUGAUCACCUGGCCUACACUACCUCAAAUUGAACUGAAUGGAUUUUUUGAUCACGCUCCAUGUUUAAAAUUUAGUGAUAACAACACACGCAUUGAAAAACGUUAUGAAUUGAAUGCUGCUGAUAGUUUUUCAGUUUCAUUUUGGUUUUUGGCAGCAUGUAGAACAGAUUUACCAUUUAUAUAUAUUCGAUUUACAAAUGAAGAAAGUAGAUUAUCUUCUUUUCUUCGAAUAAAUGACAAGAAUCAGUUGGAAUUCUGUGCUACUCGUACAACCGGAUGGAUAACAUUGGGUCAAUUGCAGAUGAAUGAAUGGCAUCAUAUUGCGCUUGUAUUUUUACCAUCAUCAUCGGAAACACCGACAAUGAAAAUUUAUGUGAAUAGUAAUAAAACUACGCUGGAAAUACAUAAAUUACCCAUAAUAGGGCCGUUCGAAUCUUUAAAACUCGAACUACGAUAUGUAAAUGGUAGUUUUGCCGACUUGGCUGUUUGGUCUACAGUAUUGUCAUCAAUUGAAGUUCGUGCAAUUUAUGAUCAAAAAACAACAAUUAAUAAAGUUAAUGUUGCUAAAUAUAUAUUAGAUAAUUGGAAUAAGGAAUAG